Nylanderia fulva is the source of this 540-nucleotide messenger RNA. RefSeq names its product U6 snRNA-associated Sm-like protein LSm5. Lineage: Eukaryota; Metazoa; Arthropoda; Insecta; Hymenoptera; Formicidae. Gene Ontology annotation, molecular function: RNA binding. Gene Ontology annotation, biological process: mRNA splicing, via spliceosome. Gene Ontology annotation, cellular component: U6 snRNP; Lsm1-7-Pat1 complex; U4/U6 x U5 tri-snRNP complex. The record is from RefSeq and is a predicted model, not a curated record.
CUUGGCUUUCCCCUUCCCUUAUAUUUUCAAUAAAAAAAUCUUCCUAUCUCAAGCAUAACAUUGUCUAGUUUACCCGGUAUAAGUUAUCAUGGCUACUUCAGUGAGCACAAAUCCAUCUACGUUAUUGCCUUUGGAACUAGUUGAUAAAUGCAUCGGUUCCAGAAUACAUAUCAUAAUGAAAAACGACAAGGAGAUUGUAGGAACACUACAAGGUUUUGACGAUUUCGUUAACAUGUUGUUGGAGGACGUAACGGAAAGCGAGGCAACCCCGGAAGGUCGUAGAGUCACAAAGUUGGAUCAGAUCCUUCUCAACGGCAGCAACAUUACUAUGUUGGUACCUGGUGGUGAAAUGCCAGAUACGUAAAAUUGACUUUCAACACAUCGUACCAAGCUAUCAUUCUCUCAGGAUUUAUUCCUAUUUUAAUAUAUUUAUAUUAGGAUACAAAUGGUAAUUUUUUUAAGCUAUGUAUCACAAAUAAAUCUUUUGUAUGCUUAAGUUUGUUUCCAUAGGUAAAUAAAUAUUAACAAUUGAUUAUAAGA